Molecule: messenger RNA, 6963 nt
Organism: Melozone crissalis (California towhee)
Lineage: Eukaryota; Metazoa; Chordata; Aves; Passeriformes; Passerellidae
Gene: RIF1
Product: replication timing regulatory factor 1
Biological process (GO): telomere maintenance
Cellular component (GO): nucleus
Source: RefSeq, a predicted model, not a curated record
AUGAGCGCUCCCGGCCCCCAUCCCGAGCCCGCCGCGCCCGGCCCCGAGCCCCAACCCGCCGCUCCCCAGCCCGCCGCCGGCUCCAGCCUCGGCCCGCUGCUCCGCACGCUGGAGGACCCCGGCGCGCCGCCGGGAGAGCUGACGGACGCGCACCUCACCAUCGUCAGUCGCUUGAGUGGUGAAGGAGGCAAAGCAUUCACUGCAGACUUCAGGAAACACUUCCCUCAACUCUGCAAGGUGUUCAAGGCCCACAUUUCCAGUCCAAACUUGGAGCUCAGUAAUGCAGCAUUGCAGGCCUUGGGCUUCUGCACUUUUAAUUCCAACAACACAGCUGAAUUAUCUGGCACCGACGUGCAGGAGCUGCUGGCAGCAGUGAACAGCGUGGCUGUGAAAUGCUCUGACAAGAACACUCGCACUCGGGCACUUUGGGUCAUCUCCAAGCAGGCAUUUCCUCCUGAAAUUGUUAGGAAGGAGGUGUCCAAUAUUCUCUCUACCCUGGAAACAAUCCUGACUAAAGGAGAAGUUCAGUCUGUUGUGGUUGAGUAUGAAGCACUUAAUGUCAUUAUCCGCUUAAUGGAGCAAGCUCCAGCCCAGAUGGGAGCGGAGGCUGUGAGGUGGGCCAAGCUGAUCAUCCCCCUGGUUGUCCACUCCUCUCACAAAGUGCAGUUGAGAGGUGCCACUGCCCUGGAGAUGGGCAUGCCCCUGCUCCUGCAGAGGCAGCAGGAGGUGGCAGCUGUCACCGAGCACCUGAUGACCACAAAAUUAAUUUCCGAACUUCAGAAAUUGUUUUCCUCCAAAAACGAGACCUUCGUGUUAAAGCUGUGGCCCCUGUUUGUCAGAUUGCUUGGAAAGACCCUGCACCGCAGUGGCAGCUUCAUCAACUCCCUGCUGCAGCUGGAGGAGCUGGGCUUCCGCAGCAGCUCCCCUGUGGUGAAGAAAAUUGCCUUCAUUGCAUGGAAGAGCCUCAUUGAUAACUUUGCUCUAAAUCCAGACAUCCUGUGCAGUGCCAAGAGGCUGAAGCUGCUGAUGCAGCCCCUGAGCUCCAUCCACGUGAGGACUGAGGCUCUGGCCCUGACCAAGCUGGAGGUCUGGUGGUAUUUGCUGAUGAGGCUGGGGCCUCACCUGCCCUCCAACUUUGAGCAGGUUUGUGUCCCUCUCAUCCAAAGCACCCUGAGUGUGGAUCCUGCUGCUGCCUUCCCCGGGACGCCCUCACGGCCAAACAACCCCAGCCUGGGCUCAGCAACCCCUGGGCAGAAACCAGGUACCCCCAGGAUGGCCCUGAGCAGCCCAGCAGGAGCGCAGCUCUUCCCCUCCAUCCAGCUCCUGGCCAUGGAGAUGCUGCUCCACUUCCUCAUGGGACCGCACGUGGUGGAGUUUGCCAAGCACAACAAACUCGUGCUUAGUUUAGAGCCUCUGCAGCACCCACUGAUCAGUAGCCCUUCUUUUUUUUGCAAGCAUGCCAGCACUCUGAUCAACGCUGUUCAGGAUGGCUUUGUGGCCAUUGGAAAAGAAGUUCCUGACUGUUUGCUGAGUGUUAUCUGGAAGGACAUCAAUGGAUUUGUAAGGACAGCAAUUGAAGCAGGAAAUAAGAAGGAGAAGGGAGGCUCAGAAGUUCUGACCCUGUUGCUGCAGGCCCUGAAGAACAUUGUGAGCUCCAAUUCCCUGCCUGCGCACAAAGUCCUGUCUCUCAUUGACAUCACUGUCAAGGAGCUGCCCCCAAAAGUUGGGUCCCCAGCUUACCAGGUGGCUGAUAUGGAUCUUCUAAAUGGCACCCCAGCUCUGUUCCUGAUCCAGCUGCCCUUCCACAACAACCUGCUGGAGAGCUGUGUGACAGAUGAGAGGUUCUUCGGGAUCCUGCAGGCCCUGGUGGGGUUUGCCCUGUCUGGGCCCACCUCUGCCCUGGCUUUCAGUGAGUCCGUGCUGGGGGUCAUUGAGCAGAGUGCGGGGCAGCUGGGCAGCAAGGAGCACCUGUGCAGGAUGUGGAGCAUCGUGGUGAAUCCUCUCACCGAAUGGAUCAACCAGAAUAACGAGGUGAACCAGGGGGAUGCCCUGGAGCACAACUUCAGUGCUGUGUACAGUGCUUUGUUGCUGCCAGUGUCCCACAUUUUCCCCACUCAGGGAUUCCCACAGGCCACUCUGAAGUCCUUGCUGCGCUCCUGGGCCGAGCUGUACCGAGCCUUUGCUCGCUGUGCUGCCCUGGUGGCCACAGCAGAGGAAAACCUGUGCUGUGAGGAGCUGUGCGCCAAAAUCAUGGCUGGGCUAGAAGGUGAAACUCCAGUAGUGUUCUCCAUGCUGGAAGGUCUCACCCACCUUGUGUCAGUCAUGGUUGACUGCAUCAACUUUGCCCCCUAUGGCACUAAAUUCCAGCCCAAAACCAGAUCUCCGCAGACCCCCACGGACUGGGCCAAGAAGAAGAAGGAGCCCCUUGGCAAGCUGAGCUCUCUGCUGAGGCUGCUGCUGCUGCUGCUGAACUGGUUCCACGAGCUGAGCUGCGGGGAGCAGCCGGCGGAGCCCCUGCUGGCCCCGGGGCUGGCCCUGCUGGCCGCCCUGCACAGCGUCAUCAGCCACAUCUCCCUGCCCUCCCUGCUGGGCACCACCCUGGGCACCUUCUCCAAACCCCUGGCGCUGUUCUACGAGAAAAACAGGCUCCCUGAGGUACCCAAAGUGUACAGCAGUCUGAACAACAAGCUGGAGAAGCUGCUGGCAGAGAUCCUGCAGUGCCUGCAGUGCCACUGCCCGGGCUCGUGCGACUCGGAGCUGCUGCAGCAGCUGAGCCCGGUGCUGUGCGCGGCCUUCCAGCACAGGAACCGGCAGAUCCGCCAGCAGGGCGCCCAGCUCUGGAACUGCACCUUCGCCAAGGCCUCCUCCCUCACCUACCCCCAGCAGCUCAAGUCUGUGUUAAGCCAAGCGAAAAAGAAAAUCCCUCUGCUGCUGCCUGGUUUUGAGAGCGUUGAGGUGUCUGAGGAGUGCAGUGGCCCCUUCUCUGACCUGAUGGAGAAUUCCCAGCUGGAUGCAAAGAUCAGUGGAAUGGAGGUGAAGGUGGGACAGAAACGAGAUUCAAUCUUGGUACAGAGUGAAGCCAGAAGUGAUGGCAAGGACAAGCCCAGCAACGUGCAAGCAACACCUGCCAAGUUAAAACUAGAAUUUCCAUCUCCUAAGACAACAAGUGAGACGCUUCUGGAAGAGGAGAAAUCUGUUGAUUUUGUGUUUAUUCCUCCAGAAACAAAACCAAGAAUAUUGACAGAACAUCAGAAGGAAGUGCUUAGGUCAAAGAGAGCUGACAUUCCUGCCAUGUACAACAACUUGGAUGCUUCCCAGGACACCAGCUCGUUCUCCCAGUACAGCCAGAGCCAGGAGGAUUCUCUGGAAAUGCCACCUGCAGUAGAAACUGCCAAAGAAGACCCUGCAAACCAACCUCAGGAGGAGCACGUGGGGAGUGAAGGAUCUCACUCAGAGGAGAGCCCAGCCUGCACCAGCGAGGAGGAGACCAAAAACGAGAUAGCAGAGAUGAUCCCAGAGGAAACCUCCAUUGGAGAAGAUAUGGAGACAAGCUCUGUGGAAGCAGCUCCUCAGGAGGCCUCAGCAGGGAAGGAGGACACCCCAGAUGUCACCAGCAGCUCAGCAGGAAAGGAGGACACCUCAAAUAUGGACACCUCAGAUGUUAUCAGCAGCUCAGCAGGGAAGGAGGACACCCCAGAUGUCACCAACAGCUCAGCAGGAAAGGAGGACACCCCAGAUGUCACCAGCAGAUCAGCAGGGAAGGAGGACACCCCAGAUGUCACCAGCAGCUCAGCCUCCAGUGACAUUGUCUCUGGCACGCCCCAGCCCGUGAGCCGGCGCCAGUCCUUCAUCACGCUGGAGAAGUUCGGGGCUGCAGAGAGCAGCCCCUUCAGCCCAGCCCCGCUGGGCUCUGUGUCAGAGCUGCCUGGGAGCCCUCCUGAGGCAGCCACACGGGAGAGCAGCAGUGACAGCAGGGCCGGAGCUAAGGCAGAGAAAUCUGGGGAGGAGGGCAGAAACCCCCCAAAAGCCGAGGCCGCCGCGCCUGCCCGCAGGGUGACGCGCCGGCAGAGCAGGAUGGAGCUGCAGGGCAGCAAAGCCAAACUCCAGGGCAGGCCAGGGGAGCCCCCGGCCCCUGAGAGCCUGGAGAGCAGUGCUGAGCUGGGCUCUGCAGUGGGGGACGUGGAGCACAUCCUGCUCAGCCACUCGCAGGCGCUGCUCUCCACCGAGGCCGACAUCCAGAGCGCCGAGGGCGCCAUCGCCGAGAUGGACAAGGCCCGGGGGCAGGACACGGACUCGAAGGAAAACACCCCCCCAGAGAGCAGCAGCUGCCCUGAGCCGCCCCCAGGGGAGGACAGCCAGGGGCCACAGGCGUCCCCGCAGCAGAAGCAGCUCAGACGCUCCUCCAGGAGACGCUCGGAGCCCGCGGAGAGCUCCUCGGGCAGCCAGGACAGGGAGGAUGGGCCCCCCAAGAGAGACAGGAGGAAAGAGGAGGAGAAAGCUGGCCAGAAGAAGCUGUCCCAGGGGAAAGGUGAUGGAUCCCAGAAGCAGAAAGGAGUUCCCGGGAAAACCAUGGAGAACACAAAAGAGAGCAGCCAGCCCGAGAGAGUGGCAGAGGAGUGGGGCUCCAAGGACUCCCCUGCUCUCAGGGGGCUGGAGGAGGAGGCUGGCAGGGCUGGCAGGAGGGCAGAGGAGGCCCCCAGGGCAGAGGGGGAAGGCUCAGCAGGGCCGAAGGUGGAGCGGCCACGGUACCACACCAGGAGAUCCUCCCAAGGGCUGCUGGCCAGCAUAGAAAACUCUGAGGCUGACAGCUCUGAGGGCAAGGAGGAGAGCACAAAGAAGAAAAAACCUCUGAAAGUGAGAGGCAGAAGCAAUUCUCUGGAAGGGAAAUUGAAAGAGGGACAGGCAGGCAGCCAGAGCCCUGAGGCACCUGCCCAGGGAAGCGACACCAAGAGUGCCCUGGAGGCCAGUAAAGGUGAGCCUGAGCUGGGCACAGGGGCCGCAGUGCCAGCUGAGCCUGGUGGCCUGGAAAAGCAGGAAAUUGCUGCAGAGGCUGAGGGCUCUGGCAGCUCUGAGAGUCCAGGAGCUCUGCGGGACACCAGCGUGGAGCCCAACAAGGCUGAUGCAUCCAUGGAGUCCCUGGGCAGCCCCUGUGAGCCUGAGCAGGAUGGGAGAGCAGCAGAGGAGAGGCAGAGCAGCUCGGGGGACUGUGCCCCAGGUGCUGAGCCCUCCUCUGUGCAGAGCCCCGAGUGCCACAACAAGAGGAGCAAAAGGGUGAAAAAAAUCAAGAGCUGCGAUUGCUGCUUCAAAAAGCCAAAGCAGCAGGUGCCUGAAUCGAAGCUCUCUGAGUCUAAAAUGGAGAAAGCUGAGCUGGAGGAGCCUGAGAGCACCCAGACCCCAGCUGAUACCCCAGCCCAGAAUGUUUCUGGUGCCUCAGAUUUGGAGGAGAGCUUGGCCCUGGCUCCCUGUGGAAUGAGCACUCCACUGCACCCUCCUGAGGAACCCAGCACCUUCAGCCUGGACAGGCAGGAGAUGGACGUGGAGAACCUGCAGGGAAGCAGUGUGGGGGUGGAGGAGCAGAAUCCAGAGGAUCCAGAGGCUUCAGCAGCUGAAACCACCGAGUCCAUGGAGGAAAUAAAGGAACCUGCUGAGCAGAAGGAGCAAACAGAGCAGGUUCUGCCUGAGAGCGUUCCUGAAGAGCCCAGGGAGAGCUGCCUGGACUCAGGGGAGCAGGGGGAAGAACCAGCAGCUGCAGAAAAGGAGGAAAUAAAGGAGAAUGGAGAGCUGGAGCCUGAGGAGCUGAGUGCUGACAGCAAACCUGAGGAAAAAGAGGUGAAGGAGCUGGAAGGAAAUGAGGAGGAUAAAGGAGAAGCUGAGAACUCUGCUGGGGAAACUCGUGUUGGUGCAGAUCAAGAGAUGAAGGAGGAAUUGGAGGAGAAGGAAAUCAAAGUGCCUGAGAGCGUGGCCGUGGCAGAGCCGAGCGUGGAUUCCCCCCUGAAGGGGGCAGGGGCUGCCCCAGGGCAGGUGGCUGAGAGCCCCACCAGCCUCCAGGCCCGCUGCACGUGGUCCCCCUCAGCCUCCCCCUCCACCAGCAUCCUCAAGAGAGGGGUCAAGAGGAGCCAGGAGGACGAUUCCCUGUCCCCUGCCAACAAGAUCCGUCGAGUCUCUUUUGCCAACCCCAUUUUCCAGGAGGGCCUGGCAGACGACAUCGACAGGAGGAGUCCUGUCAUCAGAUCCCAUUCCUCACCCUCCUCCAGGAGCCUUAAAAUCCUCUCCAACAUGCAGCACAUUACCACUCCAACCAAAGGAUUUCUGUCCCCAGGAUCUCGUACCCUUAAAUUUAAGAGCUCAAAGAAGUGUUUAAUCACAGAGAUGGCCAAGGAGUCCCUGCCGUGCCUCUCGGAGUUUGUGUACCCUGCCCUGGCCGGCUGCAAAGCCCCUGUGGAUGUCAUUUUACCUCAGAUCACAUCCAACAUCUGUGCCAGGGGCCUGGGGCAGCUCAUCCGAGCCAAGAACAUCAAGACCGUGGGAGACCUGAGCACUCUGACAGCCCUGGAGAUCAAAACCCUCCCCAUCCGCUCCCCCAAGGUCUCCAAUGUCAAAAGAGCUCUGAAGGGAUACCAUGAGCAGCAGGUGAAAUCUCGGGUGUUGGAGGAAAGCGCAGUGCUCGAAGAUGCUGAGAAGCCUGGGAAUGAUGUGGAGGAGAAAUCUCUGAGUGGAGAUGAGGAAAAACUUGCAGCAGAUCUGGUGGACGCAGGCAGCAGCAGCAGCAGCGAGCCGCCCGCCGUGGAUCUGCCGGGGCAGGUGCAGGCUCUGGCAGCCCAGCUGAGCUCCGAGGGGCUCGGGGCCUACUCGGGCCGGCAGCUGCUGGAGAUGCAGGAGAAGCUGCUGGGGAUGGCCGCGAGCAUCGCCCGGAGCCUGCGGGGCCGCUGGCACUGCCCCCCCCACGCGGGCACCCCCGAGUAG